Molecule: messenger RNA, 1140 nt
Organism: Pseudovirgaria hyperparasitica
Lineage: Eukaryota; Fungi; Ascomycota; Dothideomycetes; Acrospermales; Acrospermaceae
Product: DHS-like NAD/FAD-binding domain-containing protein
Exons: 2
Coding region: 1-1140 (379 amino acids)
Molecular function (GO): NAD+ binding
Source: RefSeq, a predicted model, not a curated record
AUGCCAUUGCUUCGUGUCCCUUAUACCGACCCGCUCCCCACAGGAAAGAUCUUUCCAGCGGUCGCGAGCAGUACGAGCGGAGCAAUAGCAGCUCUCCGUGAAUUCCUUUGCGUAACGCCUUCCCCGAGCUUGACGAAUAUCGGAGCUUCAGCCGAGGGCAAACAUAAGACUGUGUUGCUCACUGGAGCUGGCAUAUCAGUCGCCUCUGGUCUAGCCGACUAUAGAGGAACGAGUGGCACUUAUACCCUGAACAAGACAUAUCGCCCCAUUUACUAUAAUGAGUUCUGCGAGAACCAUGAAGCUCGAAAGAGAUACUGGGCGCGUAGCUUUUUGGGGUGGACAAAUUUAGCCAAAGCAAAACCGAAUGAGGCUCAUCAUGCUGUCAAGAGGCUUGGAGACAUGGGCAUUCUGCGCAGCGUCAUUACACAAAAUGUCGACUCCUUUCACCCCAACGCCCAUCCUAACCUUUCUACUGUCGAGCUUCACGGCUACUUACGCUCUCUCGUUUGUCUGACCUGCCAUACUGAAUACCCUCGUAAUGCGUUUCAGAAGCGGCUUACAGCGCUUAACCCCGCAUGGGCCACAUUCUUAGAGGAGAUGCUUACCACUGGCGCACUGGACACUGAGAAUCCGACUGAGCGGCGCAGAAGAGGUUAUAGGGCAAAUCCAGACGGCGAUGUCGAUGUCCCUAAUGCUCCUUAUACUACAUUUAGAUAUCCUCCAUGCCCGACGUGUGAGAGUGGACAGACGCCCACGGGUAUAUCGCCACCGAAGAUCGCGGUCGAUGCUGAUGGCGCUUGGACUACCAGUAGCACUGGUGGUGUGUUAAAGCCUGCAGUGAUCAUGUUUGGCGAAAGCAUACCUGCCGCAACGAAAAUCGAUGCUGAGGCGGCCAUUGAUGGUGCUAGUCGCAUUCUCAUCAUUGGCAGCAGUCUGGCGACAUACUCCGCAUGGCGACUCGUUAAACGGGCGAAAGAGCGUGGAAUGCCAAUUGGCGUCAUCAACAUCGGCGGUGUUCGAGGCGAAGAAAACUUUUUCGCCGACUUGCCUGACGACAAUGAUGGUCGCUACGGUGUCAGAUGCAAUGAAGGCGCGGGACCCGUCCUUCAGGGUGUUAUCAAAGAAUUAUCUGGCGAGUGA